This is a messenger RNA of Ictalurus furcatus (blue catfish), 5407 nucleotides long. RefSeq names its product C1q and TNF related 6b (gene c1qtnf6b). Gene Ontology annotation, molecular function: protein binding. Lineage: Eukaryota; Metazoa; Chordata; Actinopteri; Siluriformes; Ictaluridae. The record is from RefSeq and is a predicted model, not a curated record. The coding region runs from base 318 to 1055 and encodes 245 amino acids. The transcript is spliced from 3 exons.
GGAGAAGCAGAAAAAAAAAUCAUAUACAGUGUUCAUAAGGAGGGAACUCCUUUAGUGAGACGCACACACACACACACACACACACACACACACAGAGAGAGAGAGAGAGAGAGACACUGAGAGAGACACACACAGAGAGAGACACAGAGAGAGAGACACAGAGCGAGAGAGACACACACACACACAGACACACACAGAGAGAGAGAGAGAGAGAGAGAGAGAGAGAGAGAGAGAGAGAGAAUUUCCAGCUGAUCACAGGAAAGCAGCAGUAGCAGCAGCACUCGGAUCGGCUGCAUCCUGGAUCCUGCGGUGUGGUCAUGUCUGGAUUCUUUCUACCUGUGCUGUUGCUCCUCCCCCUGGUGGCCUCUGUCCCCUCCCCCUCCAGGUCACCACCCAAAUACUGCCGCAGGUGCUGCGAUCACCUGGAUCCGCCCCUCAGCAACUCACCCCGUCCCGUGGCCUAUCAAACACCAGAGGUUCGCACGUUCAUUAACAUGACCAUUCUCAAAGGAGAUAAAGGCGAUCGAGGUGAGAGAGGUACUCCGGGUAAGGCAGGAGCAGAAGGUCCUCCAGGUCCCAGAGGCACCAUUGGCCUUAAAGGCAGCAAAGGGCAGGCUGGGGCUCCAGGAGACCCCUGCAAGACACAGCACUCGUCUUUCUCGGUGGGCCGCAGGAAGGCCCUCCACAGCGACGACUAUUACCAGGCACUGCUUUUUGACACCGUCUUCGUCAACCGUGACGAACACUUCAACAUGUUUAAAGGCAAGUUCUACUGUUAUGUACCGGGUAUUUACUUCUUCAACAUCAACAUCCACACGUGGAACUUCAAGGAGACCUAUCUGCACCUGAUGCAGAAUGAACAGGAGCAGGUGAUCCUGUAUGCGCAACCCAGUGACCGCUCAAUCAUGCAGAGCCAGAGCGUCAUGCUUUCUCUUGAGCUUAACGAUGAAGUCUGGGUGCGCCUCUUCAAGCGCGAGCGUGAGAAUGCCAUUUACAGCGAUGACGUUGACGUCUACAUCACCUUCAAUGGCUACCUGGUGGUUCCUGCCGUAUAGAAAUGGCGUCGCAUGGAUGGUUUCCCAAUACUGAGAGAGGGAAUUAUGGAUUAAGGCUUCUCUCAGGGAAAGCAUGUGCCAAUGGAGUUCUCUGAAGAGGAAGGAAGCAGUGCUAAUUUAAUAAUAACAAUGCAUUAGGUACAUUUAGCUGACAGAUGAUUAACAUAUUGGUGCUAAAAAUAGCUGACUCGCUAACAAUUUGAUUUGGUACCUUUGGUACCCUUUUAACCCUUUAGUUUUUUGAUGUGUUAAAUAUGAUUAAUUUGGCUGCAGAGCAGCUUCAUUAACUUAUCAAUGGGCAAUACUAUGCAGAAUAUCUUUUAAAUCUUCUCAGAAACUUCUUCUGAGCACAGCAUUGCACAUUGUGAAAGGAAAUCAGGUCACCUGUACUGUAUCUGUCCUUCCAAAAAAAACAAAAAAAACCUCACUUCCUGAAAGAGGGUUGACUGGAAAAUACUCCAGACUUACAUAAGCAUUUGGCUUGGAUCAUCGUCUUUACUUUUUUACCAUGUUUCUGGAACCAGCCUGGUCUGAGUAAGAGCUUAUGUUUGUUGAGGUCUUAGCUUAUACCAGCUGGACAGGCUUUUUGAGUGACAUUAACACCUUAUCCAGAGUGACAGGAGUGAAGGCGCAGCAACAGUAAUACCUAGGCAGGAACCAAAAACUCCAUCCAUCCUGCUAACUUUCAAAAACGCAAUGAAAAAAAAUCAAUCCAUUUUCGGGGUCAUAAGCAAUCCAAUUUUCUUUUUAGCAUAAAUGCAUAAAUGAGGGAUUAGAUAGUUGGCAUGUGGUAAAGGAUGAAUACAUUAUGAAGAUAUAUGGUUAGAUGAGAUAUAUCAACUUAUCCCAUUCCCUUUAAAAAACUGUGUGUACACUGUUGGUGUAAUGACAUACGAUUGGAUUUCAGUUAUAUAUUCGCUGGUAUAAAUGACCAGUGGCCUGCAAUGUCAGUCAGCUAGCUAUUUAUCAAUAACUAUAACAAUUAUGUUUGCGGUCUUUUGGUGCAUUAUCACAGGUUUUCCAAUGUAGGUCCUAGCUAAAGCCUUGUAUCCAUUUAAUUGGUUUUUAAAGGAAAAAGUCAUUAAAUUAACUCUCUUUAAUUAGAUGUUGAUGUUAGGAGACUUAAAUAGUGUAUAAAUCAGAAAAAUACUAUUACCCUUGCAUCUGUACUAAGUCAGUAAUAUUAUUACAAUUUUGGUCCAAAGUGGUUUAAAUAUCCCGGUAUUGGCAGCUAUUGAUUGUCACUCCUCUUUCUGCACUCAUAUCAGCUUAGGCAUUUUUAUGAUGACCAUGAAAAUAGCAAUUGUGCAAGAACAAGAAAAUUUGGCUGAUGCCCAACCAAAUUAGCAUUACGGAUGUGAUACACCACUUGCCCUUGUACAAAAAAUGAAUCCUGAAAGCUUUUAUACCCGCUCUGUGUGUUAAGAUAAUGCAGCCUGAUGGAUUCAUUUUAACAUGAUUUAGCACUUAAGUAUGACAAAAGGAGGUUUUAUGGUAAAAUGGCCAAAAAAGAAUAGGCAACUGGCAAUCAAUUUGAAACAGUCUUGCACAGUAAAUAUGCUUUUCUGACUCAUGUGUAAAUGCACCCCAUUACUCAUGAUAGCAUUGUGUAAAGCUCAUGUCACAUUGUGGAUUGCGAGGAUGGAGGAUGGUACGGCAUGAACUAAGGGUCAGCAGAACGUCGAGGAAAUAAACAGAAUAGUGUAAAAGUGUCUAAACUGAGCUGUCUUAAUACUGUAUCACUCAUUUUGAUUGGAGCUGAAAGAAAAGAGGCCACCCAUCUGUCUCUGGAAGGAAACCCAGCUGCAUUAGACCUGCUAUGUUUAUAGACACCAGAAACAGGAAACCAGACCAGCUAUCUGUAAUCACAACCAGAGUCAAGUCAGUGAGAGAGAGAGAGAGUAAUGAAGGACAUUGGGGUGGGUCCUUGCUCGAAAUAAAUCACACAUCACUUGUUUUUUUUUUGUUUUUUUAACACUACAUAAUAAAGCAGCCUGCUGUCAGAACCAAUAUUAGUCACUAAUACAGCCAUACAGCCAAGAACAGUUGGUAGAGGCCAAAAAAGUGUGUAGGUUGGAAUUAUUUUUGCUGUUAAAGACAUUUUUAACAUCUAAAAUGGCUAGUUCUGGACAGAGAAGACCACUCUUGGCUGGUGCAGACUUAAUUCAACACAGAUGUUAUUUUACAGUAUAAACAAUUAAACAAAGGGCUACAAGAAGGUCACGGUGAGACAGAGUCUACAGAAAACUCCAAACAUUUGGAUCUUCUUAAAUUUUCCCCACUGUAUAAAUGUGGUUUUAAUUGUAUUGAGGAGGUUUACAGUGUUUGUUGAUUUUGGAUCGGUUUUCUGCAUGUAUGUGUGCGAGUCUGGGUUUUGUUUAGUCUUGAUUUCCAGGUUGUUUUGCAGCUGUAACCUCAAACUCAGGCCUUUGACAACUAUAGAUAUAGCAAGUCUCUGACUGAAACACUAUUGAGUUCCUGUGUUUGUCUCAGGCACUGCCAUGUGACACAGUUAUAUUCGUUUCACAGUGCAACUAGAAAAAUCUUCUACCAUCAAAAACCUUAACCACAACAAGGCCUCAGAGUGAGGCUAGUAUUGGCUGGAGUUAGGGCAUCACAAGAAAAUCCAAAUUACAUGAUUUUAGGUGAUCCUACAAUCAAAAACCUGACUCUGGGUGAGGUUAGUGUUAGCUUGAGUGAGGAUAUAACAAGAAAAUCCAUCAUAUGAGAUUUUCAGGUGAUCCGACAAUCUGAGCAAGGCAAGCAUUGUCUGGAAUCUGUAUAUUACAAGAAAAUCCUUCUUCAGGUGAGAAUGCUGUCAAAAACAUGCGUCAAAGUAAGGCUAGUAUUUUCUGUAGUUAGCAUAUUACAACAAAUUCCAUGUUCAGGUCAUUUUAUCAUCAAAACUUGCCUCAGAGUGAGGCUAGUAUUCGCAUAUAAUUUAUGAGAUUUCCAGGUGAUUUUGCUAUCAAAACUGACCCGGAAUGUGGCUAGUUUUGGCUGAAGUUAGCAUAUCACAAGAAGGUUAAUAUAAGAUUUUCAGGUGAUUUUACCAUUUGAUUCAGAAUAAUUGCUAAUAAUUGGCUAUGGUUAGUAUAUGACAAGAAAAUAAAUUUCAUUAGAUUUUCAGGUGAUCCUAUUAUCCAUGAAAAUUGACUCAGGGUAAGGCCAGUAUUUUCUGCAGUUAGUAUAUUACAAGAAGAUCCAUUUCAAAUAAUAAUACUAUUAAAACAUGUCUCAGAGCGAAGUUUGUAUCAGCUGGAGUUAGCACAAGAAUGUUCAUUUAUGAGAUUUUCAGUUGAUCCUAACAUAAACAACAACAACAACAACAACAACAACAACCUGGCUCUAAGUGGGAUUAGCACUGGACUUCUCAAAUAACACAAAAGUCAAUUUAUGAUAUUUUCAAGAGAUCCUGCAAUCAAAAACCUGAGUCAGAGCGAGGCUAGUAUUUUCUGGAGUUAGUAUAUUAACAGAACACCCAUUUUCAGGUUACAGUACUAUCAAAAACAUGCCUUAGCUUCCAUUACUGUAUGAGAAGAAAGAUUAUUUAUGAGAUUUUUAGGUGUUUUUGCCAUUGAAAAACUGACUCAGAUUAAGGCUAGCAUUGUCUGGAGUUGAUAUAUUACAAGAAUUUUUUUUAGGUGAUCAUACUAUCAAAAACAUGAUAUGGGGUGAGGCUGGUUGUUAAUUGGAUCAAACAUUUGACAGGGAGACAUUACAAUGCUAACAUUAAAGUAAGCUGUUACAUCCGAAUACAGUUUAGCAAACAUGGCUCAUAUACUUUAACCUUCCCAGCAGAGUUUCUAGCUCCACCAAAAUCUGCUCCAUUCUACAGCUAAUCCAGAUGUUACCAUGGACGUUCAGAUGACUGGAAUUAAACAAGGCAAAGGUCUAAUGUCAACCUUGGAGAACUUAACACAGAAGGCAUGAAGUUGUUUAUAUUUCUGACCCAAUGGUUUGACUUGUCUUUAAAAGUAAUUUUUUAAAUUAAGGUAAUAUUUUUUUACGACCUUCUAUCAGGAACUGAGAGUGUCAUAACAGCUUGCCUGUCACACCGAGCCUUUCCAUACUGCGUUUCACACUUGAGCAAAUUACAUAUGUCAGCCGUUGAAAUUACAUCAUGUUUGCAAUUACAAAAAAUUUGUUCAAGCUGGGACAUAAACACCUGGUGUUCUCCAGGUGUUUCUGAUGCUGGGCCUGAAAUUGGUGCUGUAUUAUAAAGGUGCUGAAUUAUAGGUUUACUGGCAAAAGUGCACUUUUUUUGUAUACAUGAAUAUAAAUAUUGCUUGUAUUAUGUAAAUAUUUUUUUUAUGUACCAAAUAUCACUAUUAAAUUCUGCAGCAAAGUGA